AUCCUCUUGGGGAAAUUCAAGGUACCCAGUGGCUCACACAUGUUACAUUUAAGAGAAAUCAGGACAAAACAAUCCUAAAAUAAUAAUGUGCUAAUUAUGCUGAUAGAAGGGGUAAGGUGCGAAAUCAUGCUGAUAUUUACAAUAGAAAGAGUUUUGAGUAGUCCAAAAACAGUAUAAUAACAAGUACCACUCUACUUCUCACUACUUCUUGUGCCUGUGUGCUGGUCUGACCCGCCCCAGUCCCUCUGGUUGCCCCAUGAGGCCACCUCCGUAGUUAAAGCUCUGGAGCCGCCCCUGGUCCUCACCGUGUUCUGGGACACUCGGUCCAGCCCUCCUCCGUGUCUCUCUCCGUCUCUCUCCCCGGGACUCUCCAGCAGCGGCCCGCCGGCUGCAGUGACAUGUUAGCGGACCAGGGUGCGACAUGAACGGGCCUCAGCUCAGUGAACUCCCGGACGCCGCGGAGCAGCUCAGGCCGUAUGUGAGCAGCCUGAGGCGGGAGGCGCUGCAGGCCGAGGAGCUGUCCGACGUCCGGAGCUUCUCCGACGGAUUCCUGAUCAAGUUUCUGCGGGCCAGAGACUUCGACGUGGAGCUUUCUCUGAAGCUCCUUCUGAACUACCAACGGUGGAGGAGGGAAAGUCCUGAGAUCAGCAAGUGUUUGUCUCCUUCGUCUGUGCUCGGCCUCCUCAACACUUCGUACCACAGCGUCCUCCCACAGAGAGACCACACGGGCAGCAGGGUGCUCAUCUACAGGAUCGGGCAGUGGAACACCAAGGACUGGUCGGCCUUCGAGGUGUUCAGGGUCAGCCUGAUGACAUCAGAGAUCAUCUCCACGGAGACAGAAACACAGAGGCGGGGCCUGAAGGUCAUAUUUGACCUGCAGGGAUGGAGUUUAGGCCACGCCUUGCAGAUUAACCCUUCCCUUGCCAGAAAGAUAUCCUCCGUACUUUCGGACUCUUUUCCCCUGAAAGUUAGAGGAAUCCAUCUGGUCAAUGAGCCGAUGUUCUUCCGUCCGGUCUUUGCAAUGAUUCGUCCCUUCCUCCCAGAGAAGAUCAAACAGAGGAUACACAUGCACGGCGCUGAUUUCUGCGAGACUUUAGCCGACUUCUUCUCACCUCACGUCCUGCCUCCAGAUUACGGAGGGGAGGCGCCUGAAAUAGAAGAGUUGUGUCAUGACUGGACCAAUCAUCUGCUUCAAUCAGAGAACUUCCUGCAGCAGGUUGCUGCUCACCCAACCGGUGACAUCGCCAUAGCUCCGGAGGACGCCUUGAUCUAAUAGGAGACUGAACAGACUGAAACAUGACUUCUGGAAUUUUGACCUCUUGGAUGACUUGUACAAGUGGAUGUUAUUUUACUGUAGCACUCUCUCUGGCAGCCAUUUUUGAAGUCCGCAACUCUUAAGUACUGACUAUGAAAGUUGUUGGCCGUGUGGAGAGAGUCUGUGCUGUGUCCAUCUGAUUGACUUUGUGUUUACAUGAGGUUUGUUUUUUUUAGCUAACUGUCCUCCUUGUUAUGUUUCUCAUUCAAACUUUGACCAACGUUUGAAGUUGCAUCUUCUAAUUGAAGUAUGCACAUUUUGCAUAAGAGUGAGAUGAAGAAGUUGAUGUUGAUCUCAUGUCUGGGUGUUGUAGUCUGAAUGCAGUUAUCGACUUUAGGAUAAAGACUGGAAACAGGGGGACACUCAGCCAACCUUGGCCUUGGAGGCAAAAAAGCAUAAUGUCCUUACAUUUUCAUUCAGAUCCAUUGCUGCUCAUUAUGCCUGAUUUCAAAAGACCAACAUGGCAACCAUUAGAGGCCAAACUCAAGGUCUCAGACUGGUAAUUCAGAAGAAAAUGGGAAAUAGGGAAUAAUUUGGACACAGCCUAUAUCUUGGUUGUUUACCCAUUCCUUGACAAAACAAUGUAAAACCAGCCAUUUUUGGUCUUUUCUCAAAAUAUUGCUAGCUGGAAUGAACAGUCAGACAACCUAUGCUGUGGCUGGAUGCACUGCAACAAAGUGCUGUUAUUCAUCAAUAACUCCCCCUGUAGCUGCAAAUUUUCAUUUUUUCCACUUCUGCUAAUGUAGAAGUUAAACAAUCACAAUACACUGUGUAAAAAAGAACAUUUAAGAUGCGUUAGUUGGUCUGCUUUUGCCUCUUUUUUUGCUGUUGUUGGGUUCCCUUCCAGUUUCUAUGGUAAGCUUGGCUAACCACAAGCCGACUCCAUGUGUAAAACAAAUCUUACUCUCAAACAGAAGGAAAAUAAGCACAUUUCCUACAUUUCCUGUUGAGCUAUUUUCUAAAUGUCAUGAAUGCCUUUAUUCUAUUAAUGUAUUUUCGUUCCGUUAGUAUUGACAGUGUCAGUAGCUUGGCCAGGUUAAGAAAACAGACUCAUCUCAAGUGUUUUGGACUAAAGACAGGACAGUUUACUGUGUUGCCUCAUUGUGGAAACAAAUCUGCCUUCAGGUCAAUUCAUGGUUUCUAAGUGUCAUCCAGACUGAGUGUAAUCCUGAGCCAACAGGGACAGAUGAUGAAAUUUACAUGAUGCUGAACCUUGCAAACAUGUGGACACAAAAACCAUGAACUGCUCUUCAUCAGGUUUUUAACUUGUGCAGAGCUGUUGCUGAAUGUUACUGUUUGUUUGUCACAUCAAGACAUGUGUUUUCCAGGGAUCUAAUUCAGCUGUUUUACAGGUUACUUACUAUUACAUUCUACUUUCCACGUGGACCUUAGAGAUGGAUCGCUCACUGUAAGAGUGUGAUACUUCAACGAGUCCAAAGUGUUUUUUCACUGUUGUGGUUUCAUGUCGUUGUGAUGAACAGAAAGCUACUCAGUCGUAAGCACUACGUUCCCUUCGAUUUGUCACUCCAUCCAGACUUUUAUCUUAUCAACGAGCUAAACCAAUCGAUCCAGCCUUUUGUUUCCUCAUGAUUCAUCUGUGGUAUUUUGUUUUUUUCAUCUAUGACUUGAAAUUGUGGUGUUUUUUUGACACAAAUUGAUAUUUUAACAACAGAAAUAAUGAUAGCCAACUGUCAUAAGUAACAUGCAUAGGUGUGAGUGGUGAUUCCUUGCACCUUUAACUCAACAUCUCAUAUACCCAGGUAUUGCAAUAAUGUGAAUUUUCUGUAUAAACUAAGUUUAUGAGGAUUUUUAUAAAUUAAUUGCAGUAAAGCCUAGAAUACAGAACAUGCUCUUUUUUUUAUAUAAAUGUAAUCAUUUGCCCUUAAAAUAAGAAUGUAUUUUAUAGGUGCUUCAGUCACACUGAGCACAAAAAAAUUACAAGUUGAAGUUGUGAUGUUUUUAUGUGUUAACUGUUUAUACUAAUUGGACCUAUGGGAUUUCAUAGAAAUUUUAAGCUUAAAAAGAUAUUUUUAAUAUUUGAAGCUCAGACCUUCACCUUUAUUACUGUGAGUAUUCUACUAAAUACAAGAUUCAUGCACAUUGCCUGGUCAAUGACAUAAAGGGCUCAACAUUUUGUCAAUAAAUUGUGUGUAGAAACACACCAGGCUCUAA
This is a messenger RNA of Stegastes partitus (bicolor damselfish), 3487 nucleotides long. RefSeq names its product tocopherol (alpha) transfer protein (gene ttpa). Gene Ontology annotation, biological process: vitamin E metabolic process; vitamin transport. The record is from RefSeq and is a predicted model, not a curated record. Gene Ontology annotation, cellular component: late endosome; membrane. The coding region runs from base 422 to 1273 and encodes 283 amino acids. NCBI's taxonomy places the organism in Eukaryota, Metazoa, Chordata, Actinopteri, Pomacentridae. The transcript is spliced from 5 exons. Gene Ontology annotation, molecular function: vitamin E binding; lipid transfer activity; phosphatidylinositol bisphosphate binding.